Molecule: messenger RNA, 1884 nt
Organism: Spinacia oleracea (spinach)
Lineage: Eukaryota; Viridiplantae; Streptophyta; Magnoliopsida; Caryophyllales; Amaranthaceae
Product: protein SHORT-ROOT
Exons: 1
Coding region: 339-1709 (456 amino acids)
Source: RefSeq, a predicted model, not a curated record
CGGGCCCGUAGCAAUCUAUGAACUAACCUUCACUUCUAUCACUAAAUUUAUAUUUCAAGCUAAUAAAUACAUGCAUAUAUAUCGAUCCUUAAUUAAUUAACGUACAAAUAGUACACCAUGCAAUCUCCAUUUCGAAAUUAAAAAGAAAAAGGAAAAAAAUUCCAUGCAACUAGGAUAAUGCAAUGCAACCAUAUCGUACACAUAAAUAGGGAAAAAAAAUCUCAUACAUAAAGCUAGCAUAUAUAGGUCUUUUCGAAACCAAAUUAAUAUUGUCUAUAAUUAGAAACUUUUCUUCUUCACAUUCUCUGAAAAAGGCAUAAGGUUUGGAAAGAUCAAAGAUGCCUUAUAGCAUAGAGAAUCCUUUAUCUCUAAGAAGUGAUCACUCACUUGUACCCAAAAGAAGCACAUCUUUCCCACUACAACUUCCCGGAAAAUGGUUAAUGAACCAAACCAUAAAAAAGCCCUUGAAAAACGUACACCAUAGAGAGUCGAGUAUUUGCCCUCCGAGUUCUUCUACUGAUAAUAAGUCAUGUGUAGGAUGGGUCUCAUCACUGUUGUGUGAGUGUGUAAAAGCGAUCUCCCAGGGAAACCCUAGUAAAAGCCAACAACUUCUUUGGGUGUUAAAUGAGGUUGCUUCUGCUUAUGGAGAUUGUGAUCAAAGAUUAGCAUAUUACUUCUUACAAGCCCUUUUUGCCAAAGCAAACAACUCGGGACUUCAAUUCUAUAGCACCAUAAAAUUUGUUGAGGAGAAAAACUAUUGCUUUGACACAUAUGUUAAGCUUAUGUUGAAGUUCCAAGAGGUGAGUCCAUGGACAACUUUUGGUCAUGUAGCUUCAAAUGGUGCAAUAUUGGAAGCCUUAGAAGGGGAGAACAAUUUGCAUAUAAUUGACUUAAGCAACACCCUUUGCACCCAAUGGCCUAUGUUGCUUGAGUCUUUAGCCACAAGAAAUGAUGAAACCCCACAUCUAAGGCUCACACUAGUUGUACCUACAAGCUUAGAAAUAAUAAUUACCAAAGAGAUUAGCAAAAAAAUGGAGAAGUUUGCAAGGCUAAUGGGUGUUCCCUUCAAAUUUCAUGUGAUUAGUGGAUUGGAUUGCCUAGGUCAGAUCAAAAUAGAGGAUUUGUGUUUACAAGAUGGUGAGGCAGUUGUUGUGAAUUGUAUCCAAGCCUUGCAAAGAGUUCAUGUGGAUAAAAGAAGAGAUGUAAUUGACAUGAUUCGAUCCAUCAAGCCUAGAGUUGUAACCAUUGUAGAGGAAGAAGUUGAUCUUACAACCAUAACAAGUAGUGACUUUGGUAAGUGUUUUGAAGAAUGCUUAAAAUUUUAUAAGCUAUACUUUGAGAUGCUUGAGGAAAGCUUUCCUCCAAUUAGUAAUGAAAGGCUUAAACUAGAGAGUAAGAGAUCAAGGAAUAUAGUGAAUGCCCUAGCUUGUGAAAAUGGUGAAAUCGGAGAGGAAUAUUGGAGACCAGAUAAAGCAAGCCAAUGGAGUAAGAGGUUCCUUAACCAAGCAUUUACACCCUUUCAUUACAACGACGAAAUUCUUGGUGAUGUUCGAGCAUUGUUAAGAAGAUACAACACUAGUUGGGAUCUAGCCUUACCACAACAACAUGAUCAUCAAGUUGGAAUACACUUAAAAUGGAAAGACGAACCAGUUGUCUGGGCUUCAGCAUGGAAACCUAACCUCUCUGCAUCUCCUCCAAAUCCAUCCUAGGGUUUUUCUGGAUCGUUCCAAUUUUAUCAGACGUCUCCGAAGAGACCAUCCUAGGAUAUGUAGCAUACUUCUACCUCUAUUCUCCUCUAUUUAUGCUUACAUAUUAAGCCUUAUUUAAUGUUUGAAAGUGCUUGAAUUUGUACCUUUGUUUUAUUAAUUAUUAUAUAAUUAUUUC